Messenger RNA from Pteronotus mesoamericanus, 604 nucleotides. It is a transcript of the gene MGST2, whose product is annotated as microsomal glutathione S-transferase 2. NCBI's taxonomy places the organism in Eukaryota, Metazoa, Chordata, Mammalia, Chiroptera, Mormoopidae. Gene Ontology annotation, biological process: leukotriene biosynthetic process. Bases 78 to 518 code for a protein of 146 amino acids. Gene Ontology annotation, cellular component: nuclear envelope; membrane; endoplasmic reticulum. Gene Ontology annotation, molecular function: glutathione peroxidase activity; glutathione transferase activity; enzyme activator activity. The transcript is spliced from 5 exons. The record is from RefSeq and is a predicted model, not a curated record.
AAGGGCCUGAAUGCGCCUGUGUUACCUUCCCCUUACUGCCACCAGGAGUUCCGUGCAGCAGAACAUUCUUUGGGAAGAUGGCUGGGAAUUCGAUCUUGCUGGCCGCUGUGUCUCUCCUCUCUGCCUGUCAGCAAAGUUACUUUGCUUUGCAGGUAGGAAAAGCAAGAUUCAAAUACAAAGUUAUGCCCCCGGCCGUCUCUGGGUCACUAGAAUUUGAGAGAAUAUUUCGUGCGCAACAAAACUGUGUAGAGUUUUACCCCAUAUUCAUAGUUACACUGUGGAUGGCUGGAUGGUAUUUCAACCAAGUUUUUGCUACUGGUCUGGGUCUGGUAUACAUAUAUACCCGCCAUCAGUAUUUCUGGGGAUAUUCAGAAGCUGCUAAAAAAAGGGUCACUGGUUUCCGGUUUAGCCUGGGGAUUUUGGCCUUGCUGACUGUCCUUGGCGCCCUGGGGAUUGCAAACAGCUUUCUGGAUGAAUACCUGGACCUCGAUCUCGCCAAGAUGCUGAGGCGCUUCUAACCUCCCCCUCCCCUCUGCCCAAAUGCUUGGAGAAGUUGUUUCCACGCUGGAGGUUAUAGGCAAUCACUUGUUCAAUUAAAACAAAA